AUGAACGUCAGCACGAUUCCCUCCGCCUGCCUGCUGGCCGGGGCAGCUGGUGUUGCCAGUCAUCUGUUCUACUUUCGACUUGGAGAGCACCAUAUGCUGGGAGCUGUCUACGUGCAACUGUUUGCUGCGACUUGCAUGAGCGGAACCAUUGCUCUAGCCAAGUUCUCAGAUGUUGGCAUCUCCAACGGCCUCACGACGACCCUCGCGUUGGCAUCUUGCUACCUACUUGGACUUUACAGCAGCCUGGUCGUCUACCGAAGUUUCUUCCACCCAUUGAACAAAUUUCCGGGGCCAUGGCAAGCCCGAAUCGGCGACCUUUGGCUAUCAUCCAGGCUGACAGGCUUGAAUGCGUACUCCGUUCUUCAUAGCCUCCACCAAGAGUAUGGCCGUUACGUUCGCGUUGGCUCGAACACACUUUCUAUUACCGACCCCGAUAUCAUGCAGCGUACGUACGGAAUCCACGCUAGAGCGACUAAGUCCGACUGGUAUGAUGGGGCGUACCCCCAUCAUAGCAUGCAUACUGUAAGGGAUAAAGGCCUGCACGACCGUCGAAGGCGUGUGUGGGCGCCUGCGUUCAGCGACAAAGCACUAAAGGAGUAUGAGAGCACCGUCAACGAUAUAAAUGAAAGAAUGAUUCGCCAUAUUGGCGAAAUCAGAGGUGGAUCGAUUAAUGUGCAACUGUUGUUCAGUCUUUAUGGCUUUGACGUGAUGGGGCGUCUAGCGUUCGGGAAAGAUUAUGGAAUGCUCCAAACUGGUCAACGACAUUGGGCACUGGACAUUCUCGCCGAGGGUCUGAAGGUCGGCGGCCUGAGGCUUCCCACCUGGGCGAUGCGUACCUUGAUCGAGAUUCCCGGCGCUGCUGCGGGACACCAUAAAUUCCUGAAGUUCUGCUGCGAUGAAUUGAAAGGGAGAGUGCAAAACGGCAACGGCUCCGGCAAAGACAUCACUGAAUGGCUUCUUAAGGCGUAUUCGAAUGAGAAGCACCCAGAAGAAGACAAUAUGCUACAGGGCGAUUCCCGACUGAUGAUUGUGGCUGGUGGUGAUACAACGGCUGCUGUCCUGACGUAUUUGUCCUAUUAUUUGGCAUUGUAUCCCGGCCAACAGAGCAAACUCCGCGACGAGCUCCAGCCUGUGACACGCGUGGACUGGGCCGACAGGGAUAUCAAGCAUCUACCCCAUCUGAAUGGCGCGAUUAAUGAAACCUUGCGGCUGCAUCCUCCGGUCUCUUCGGGUGUGAUGAGGAACGCUCCUGCAGAGGGACUCCGAAUCGGCGAGACGUUCAUUCCAGGCAAUACGACGUUCUCUGUACCUCAGUAUUCCAUGGGAAGAGACGAGCGAAUAUAUCCUAACGCAAACUCUUUUAUCCCAGAACGGUGGUACUCUAGACCAGAACUUAUACAGCACCCUGACGCGUUCGCACCUUUCUUGAUGGGCCCGUUUGGUUGCAUCGGACAGCAUCUCGCCCGGAUGGAAAUCAGAACAUUGUUCGCCCGGCUCCUGCUGAAGUACAAUAUCUCCUUUGCACCUGACGAGGAUGGUAGCAGGCUGUUGAGCAAGACGAUAGACCACAUUACUAUCUCUCCGGGACAACUGGAUCUUAUUUUCACAGUCAUUGAUGAUUAA
This is a messenger RNA of Zasmidium cellare ATCC 36951, 1623 nucleotides long. RefSeq lists its product as uncharacterized. The coding region runs from base 1 to 1623 and encodes 540 amino acids. The transcript has 3 exons. Lineage: Eukaryota; Fungi; Ascomycota; Dothideomycetes; Mycosphaerellales; Mycosphaerellaceae. The record is from RefSeq and is a predicted model, not a curated record. Gene Ontology annotation, molecular function: monooxygenase activity; heme binding; oxidoreductase activity, acting on paired donors, with incorporation or reduction of molecular oxygen.